Ipomoea triloba (trilobed morning glory) is the source of this 1611-nucleotide messenger RNA. RefSeq lists its product as uncharacterized. Gene Ontology annotation, molecular function: protein dimerization activity. The record is from RefSeq and is a predicted model, not a curated record. The transcript is spliced from 3 exons. Bases 1 to 1611 code for a protein of 536 amino acids. Lineage: Eukaryota; Viridiplantae; Streptophyta; Magnoliopsida; Solanales; Convolvulaceae.
AUGAACCAACAAUCACACAUUGCACAACAUAUUGAGAAAUUCACAUCUCAAGAAAUAGUAGAGAAUAGACUUCGCUUGAGAACUUCAAUUGAGGCAACGAGAUGGCUUGCAUUACAAGGAUGUUCUUUUAGAGGUCAUGAUGAGUCAAUUGCAUCAAUGAACGGUGGAAACUUUUUAGAACUAUUGAGUAUCAUUGCCUCUUUUAAUGAUGAAGUAACAAAAGUUCUUGAUAAAGCUCCACGAAAUGCAUCAUAUACAUCACCAACAUUACAAAAGCAAAUUUUGCAAGUGUUGGCAACUAAAGUAAAAGGUGCUAUCCGAGAAGAAAUUGGCCAUGAAAAGUUUUGUAUCAUUGUUGAUGAAGCUCGAGAUGAAUCAAAGAAGGAACAAAUGUCAAUUGUUUUGAGAUUUGUUGAUAGAGAUGGCUUUAUACAAGAGCGUUUCUUUGGAGUUGUUCAUGUUAAGGACACUAGUGCAUCAACAUUGAAAGAAUGUAUCUUUUCUAUCUUAUCUCGUCAUAACCUUGCUGUUCAAAAUAUUUGGGGACAAGGUUAUGAUGGUGCAAGUAACAUGCGUGGAGAAUGGAAUGGAUUGAAAGCUUUAAUCUUGGAUGAAUGUCCUUAUGCUUAUUAUGUUCAUUGUUUUGCACAUCGAUUGCAAUUGGCAUUAGAAGCUUCAUCAAAGGAAGUCAUUCCUGUCCAUCAAUUUUUCACCAAGUUGAACUCCAUUAUAAAUGUUGUUGGGGCUUCAUAUGGAACUACACAUGCUCACCGUGGAGAUGCCGAUACAGCUUAUGAGGUUCUGGAGAUUUCUAAUAUGCUUUGCCAAGCUUUGCAACUUCAAUCUCAAGAUAUAUUGAAUGCAAUGCAUCUUGUGUCAUCUACAAAAUUGCAUAUUCAAACUUUAAGAGAUAGUGGAUGGGAUGAAUUAGUUGCAAGUGUGAAGUCUUUUUGUGAAACUGUCAAUAUAACUGUGCCGAAUUUUGAUGCUCAAUAUAUUGCAAGAAGAGGAAGGGCUAGACAUCAACAAGAUGAAUUAACAAUUGGACAUCAUUACAAAGUUGAUAUUUUUAAUGCGGUGAUUGAUUCUCAGUUGCAAGAGUUGAGUAAUAGGUUUGAUGAUAAAGCAAUUGAGUUAAUUAUUCUCAGUUCAUCGUUGGAUCCAAAAGAGAUGCGUGUAUCAUUCAGAAUUGAUGAUGUUUGCAAGUUGGUAGAGAAGUUUUACACACGAGACUUUGAAGAUUAUGAGAUUUUGCAAUUGAGAAUGCAACUUGAACAUUUUGAACAUGUGCAACAACUUCCUGAUUUUAGAAUACUAGAAAGUAUUUCUGAUCUAUGCCAAUGGUUGGCAAAAACUAGAAAAUCAAACAUCUAUCCUCUUGUGUUCAGAGUAGUAACUCUCAUUCUCACACUUCCAGUAUCUACCGCUACUACAGAACGAUCUUUUUCUGCCAUGAAUAUAGUCAAGACUACACUUCUUAACAAGAUGGAAGAUGAAUUUCUUAGUGACUGUUUGUUAGUAUACAUUGAAAAACAAAUUGCAAAACAAUUUAGUAUAGAUUCAAUUAUAGAUGAUUUUUGUGACAUCCAAGAGAGACGGUCUAAAUUUUAG